AUGGCCGUUAUUGACGCAUUGGACGAGUCCGAAAACGACGAUCAGAUUGAUAAGUCACGGCAACAUCUAGCGACGUUCCUUUUGGACCUUGCGGAGCACCCAGAAUCAUGUAUGCGGUUCAUCAUCCUCAGUCGGCCGUAUGAAUCCUUACAAAUUAUCUUUCGCGACUGUGAGCAGAUUGUAUUGGAGCAAGAGAACGAGCAGGACUUGAAGGAGGUCAUCGACAGAAAUUUGGGCUGGCUACGGCAUGCAAUCGAUCAAAGUCAUGACUUUGAAGCACAGAGUAUCGAGGCUUCGAAGCCAGACAGCCGCAGAAGGCGCAAACGACCACGAGAUGCUGUGUCCGCUACCACAACGAUACAGCCUGAUCCCGCUCUCGCUGCAUUGGUCGACGACCAGUUUCUAGCUAUGAGAGAUUAUCUGAUACAGAACGCGAACGGUGUCUUCUUGUGGGUGACCUUAGUACUCAAGGAGCUGCAUCAGAUCUCCAAAGAUGCAUUUUCGGGGAUCACGGACCUGAACCAAGCACUUCAUUCGCUGCCAUCCGAACUCGAAGAUCUUUACGCUGCCAUAGCUCGCCGUUUGCAGAACCGUGACUUCAAGAAGACUAGGCGGAUACUUGAUUGGAUCAUUGGUACUAGCCAAUCACGGGCGCUGACGCUGUCGAUGUUAUCUGAAGCCAUGAGCAUCGACGAGGAGAUCAACGUGGAAGCUUCCAUGACACCUACGACAGAUCCCUUCUUGGUUCACAAGCCUAUAACAAGACAGCAAAGCUGGGGAGUAUUCGCAUUUGACGUCUACGAUCAAUGCGGAGGGCUUGUCGAUGUUGUACCUCCUGACGAGGCUCGAAAACAAUUCCAAGAAUAUCAUGAAGAAGAGAUCAAUGAUCAAUGGGUCGCAAUCCUGAUGCCCCGAGGUCAUUAG
Molecule: messenger RNA, 924 nt
Organism: Alternaria viburni
Lineage: Eukaryota; Fungi; Ascomycota; Dothideomycetes; Pleosporales; Pleosporaceae
Exons: 2
Coding region: 1-924 (307 amino acids)
Source: RefSeq, a predicted model, not a curated record